Apodemus sylvaticus (European woodmouse) is the source of this 246-nucleotide messenger RNA. It is a transcript of the gene Lce6a, whose product is annotated as late cornified envelope 6A. The record is from RefSeq and is a predicted model, not a curated record. NCBI's taxonomy places the organism in Eukaryota, Metazoa, Chordata, Mammalia, Rodentia, Muridae. The coding region runs from base 1 to 246 and encodes 81 amino acids. The transcript has a single exon.
AUGUCACAACAAAAGCAACAACUCUCAGAGCUGCCAAAUGCUCCGAAAUGUUCACCUCCUCAAGGCCCAAACCUCUGUCUGACUACCUGUUCAUCUUCUGGUGGGACUUCUUGUUCGGCAGGCUGUUCUUCCCACUCAACAAGGCCGAAGCUUCAGAAUGCUGUCCCCCGCAAGAAAAUUCACCACCCACAGCCUCGCUGUCUUAGGGGUGGUACCACCUACCACUGCAAGGAAGAAGAGUGUUAA